This is a messenger RNA of Talaromyces stipitatus ATCC 10500, 2289 nucleotides long. Its product is annotated as RNA polymerase II transcription elongation factor Rtf1p, putative. Lineage: Eukaryota; Fungi; Ascomycota; Eurotiomycetes; Eurotiales; Trichocomaceae. The transcript is spliced from 4 exons. Gene Ontology annotation, cellular component: Cdc73/Paf1 complex. The coding region runs from base 1 to 1944 and encodes 647 amino acids. Gene Ontology annotation, molecular function: DNA binding; RNA polymerase II C-terminal domain phosphoserine binding. The record is from RefSeq and is a predicted model, not a curated record.
AUGACUAGCCUCGAUGAUGAAUUGCUCGCCCUGGCCGGCGACUCUUCCGAUGAAGAGAACAAUGCCUCCCCGCAGACCAGACCCAAUGCUCAUUCCCAAUUUCCUCCCGCCGAGCGAGAAGCAGACCACGAAGGAGACGACGAUGAAGCAGAGAAGGACAAAUACAAAGAAUCGCCUCCCAGGAAAUCCAGAGAAAUGGCUCGCAAAGGUGUCGCCAAGUCUGUGAAGGCCUCAAAGCCGGCGAGACGCAAUAAGCAAAAGCGAGAGGAAUCUGACGAGGAGGGUGAACUAUCUGCUGCUGAAUCGCUAGCUUCUGAGCACUCUGCGAGCAUGUCAGAGUCCGAACCUGAUGAUGCAGAUCUACAAAUCGAGGGCGACAAGCCCAUAUUUCCUUAUGACAAGCUGUAUUACUCAUCCGACGACAAGAAGAGGAUUAUGGCUCUUCCUGAAAUUGAACGAGAGCAGAUACUAUCAGAACGUUCCCAGCAAGUCGACCGCCACAAUCAAGAUCUUGUUCUUCGUCGCCUACUUGCUUCUCGUGAGCGCGAACAAGCACGGGCUGAAUCGAGAUCAAAGCGCAAAGCUAGUACCACCGAUAUAGAAGAUGGCACCCGCAAGAGUUCACGCCAAAAGACUACGUUAGGUGGACGCCGAGUUGGAGAAACAUCUGACGCAAUCGAGGCCUAUAAACGGCAGCGAGAGCAGAAAGGCAAGCGUGAUGAGCAACGUCGCCGCGAUGCAGAUGCGCGACAAGCCCGAGAGCGCAGCUCGUCUCAUGAAGAGGGGGCAUACUCGGACGUUGAUGCAGAAGGUGAAAGCGAGGUAGAGUACGAGGAGAAAGCGCGUCGUACCCCACCGAAACAACCCGAUGUUCCCAAGGAUGACCUUCCUGCCACUUUCAAAGAUAUCCAACGAGUCCGCGUGGGCCGUAGCAAUUUUGCGAGCGUCUGCUUUCAUCCUACCUUUGUACCAUCUCUUACCAACUGCUUCGCCCGAGUUAAUAUUGGGCCGAAUCGGGAUACUGGUCAGAAUGAGUAUCGUGUCUGUAUCAUCAAGAAGUUCACUAAAGGACGCCCCUAUGCGCUCGAAGGAGCCAAUGGGCGUACCUACGUGACAGAUCAGUACGCUGUUCUUGCCCAUGGCAAAGCCGAGCGCGAGUUUCCAUUCAUUCAAUGCUCAGACUCUCCUUUCACUGAGGCUGAGUUCAACCGGUGGCGCCAGACCAUGGUCGUAGAGGACUGCAAGAUACCCACAAAGUCCAUGCUCGCUGCGAAAGUAGUCGACAUCAACAAUCUCAUCAAUUACAAAUUUACACCAGAAGAGUUGGAAGAGAAAUUGCGAAAGCAAGGAGCUGAUAACGCCAAUGAGAAACUUCUAAGGCGCUUUGAACUCGAGAGGAAGUUGAACGAAGCCAUUGCCCAGGGAAAUGAUGAUGAAGUGGCUAGCAUACAGGCUCAGCUCGCCAAGGAAACUACUUCAAAGCUUGCCUUCAACGGCGCUUUCAACAAGACGCGUCCCGAGAAACAACAGACUCCAGAGCAGCGGCUGGCCGAGCUCAAUCGUCGAAACCAGAAACUCAACAGCGAGAAUGUCCGCCGUGCACAGCUUGAAGAAAGACGUAUGAACCGCAAGAUUGCCGCAGCUGUGGCUCGUGGGGAAGCUACAGCAGAUCCUUUUGCUCGCGUCAAAACUCGUGCAAAGACUUAUCAUGACGUGAAUGCGAGUGCACACAGCGUGCCGGCCAAAGAAACUCCUACCGAUAACGGCAAUGGAACCCCUGCGGAAAAGUCCGAAUCGCCGUCCGCAUCUCAAGUCAGCACUACACCUUCUAAAGUCCAGUCCAAGCCGAAAGGCAUUGCUGUCAUUCGCCACCGAAAUAUGGACGAUGAUAACAUUGCUGCUCUGGAAUUGGAUCUUGAUGGUGAUCUUGACCUUGGAUUUUAAACGGUAUGAUUUUCAUGAAGAGCAAAGGGAAACACCCCAGAGUCAGAGGCUCGGACACGUUGGCUUAUUUCUUAAUGACGAUCAUCCAGUGAAGAGGUUCUUGAGCGCCCCGGGAACACCUACCGGCCACUGACAAGGUACGGACCGAACGAAAGUUACUGGCAAAGUACCUCCUGGCUAGCCUCUUUCUUCAUGGAUUCUGGCAUAUUUGACUUAAAUUUCGCGUAUCAUCACUCCUGCCGUACUUCGUAACGCUAGACCCGUGACAAAUAUCCAACCGUCCUUUCUUACGAUUUUCCUUUCUUUCUAUUUAUGUACAUUAGAAGCAUCCGAUCAACAAGAAAA